CGGAGCCGAGCGGAGCGGGGCGGGCGCCGGGCGGGAGCCCUGCAGAAGGCUUCCUGAUCGCUGAAGCUGACGUAACUGCCCAGAUGGACCAAGAAGAACAAGAUCAUGAGGCCUUGGAGGAGACACACAUGGGUGGUGAGCUAGGUCCCCUUCCAUACCACCUUGCAAGCACAGAUCAGCAGGACAUGUUGGCAGCAGGGUCCAGAGGAGGAGAGGAGCAGCUGGGGGACAGCCAUGGAAGUCUGUGUGAUUUCCCAGAGGUGCAGCAAGGUGACCGUGAGGAGGAAGAGGAGGUGAAGCUGAAGCUGCCUUGCUCUGAUGUGGCCCUGGUGAAAAGACAGGCCAGAAGGGUGGCAGCAGCCUCCCGGCGAGUCCCUGGGGUAGAGCGACCCACCAUCUGCUCUGAGUGCGGCAAGGGCUUCAGUCGGAGCAUCCACCUCAUCCAGCACCAGCGAAUGCACACUGGGGAGCGCCCGUUCCUCUGCGGGGAGUGUGGCAAGGGCUUCAGCCAGAGCUCCCACCUCAUCCAGCACCGGCGGGUCCACACGGGCCAGAAACCUUACACCUGUGCUGAGUGUGGGAAGAGCUUCAGCCAGAGCUCCAACCUCCUCAAGCACCAGCGCAUCCAUACUGGGCUCAAACCCUAUGUGUGCAGCGAGUGUGGGAAGAUCUUCAGCGACAGCUCCACCUGCAUCAAGCACCAGCGUAUGCACACCGGUGAGCGGCCCUACAAGUGCCCAGCCUGCGGGAAAAGCUUCAGCCAGCAUUCCCACCUCCUUCAGCACCAGCGCGCCCAUGAUGGCAUCCGACCUUACGCUUGUGGGCAGUGUGGCAAACGUUUCGGGCAGAGCUCUGACCUCAUUAACCAUGCUCGUACCCACACUGGUGAGAAGCCUUACAAAUGCAGCCAGUGCGGGCGGGGUUUCAGCGGGAACUCCAACCUGAUCAAGCAUACCCGCAUCCACACCGGGGAGCAGCCGUACCACUGCACCCAGUGUGGGGAAAGCUUCCGGUUCCAGCCCCAGCUGGUGCGCCACCAGAAGCACCAUACAGCGUAGACACUGGAAAGGAGAAGGCCAUGUGGACCAUGGGCAGCUACCUGGUGUUGGCAAGACACAGCUGCUUCUGGACACCUCACACAAGGGGGCUGAAUUCUGGGGGAGGGAGCCCUCAGCGCUUGUGCUCUUUCCUUCUGGGUAGAUCUGUUUGUGAGCCCUGCCCAGAGACUCGAGCAAAGAGGGAGGCCACUGCUGAAUGAAAUAGUGCAUGUUCACUGCAGUGCAGUGGUUGUUCUGAGCCCCUCUUCUGGGGUCGGGGUAAAGAAAGGUGCUUACAGUAUGGUACGUUUGAGGCCAGAGUGAACGUAGAAAUGUUCCAAGGAUCCGUGCCUUUUAUUUCUAAUGGGGAGUAAUUUUUGUCUGUACCUGUUUUCUGUACAAGCUGCCUGGGCUUUGCCCUCGCAGUAAGGCCACGGCCCGGAAUGAUUGCUGCCCUGAGAAUCCACAUCUCGCACUUGCCAGUGCUCUUGGGUUUAGGCAGUGUUAGCAUCUAUUUAUUUCAAAACCCCACAGCACUGUGCUGGGUGCCCCUAAGUAUGUGUCGUGGGCCCAGCUGAUGGUCUGUCAGGGCCAAGUCUAUGGAACAGAAUUUUUGCUGGGUUGUAUGGUUGUUAAAUUGACAUUUCCACAAUUUACACUGCUGUUUGACAGCUUAGUCCUCAGCAGCAAUUAAGUAAAUUAGCAUCCUAAUAGGUAUUUUUCUCAGAUCCUUGCUUAGGUGCUUUCGUGGGUGGCACUUUAUGAAUGUUUUUAUAAGACUUUUAAAAGUGUUACAGAUUACUUUUUUAAUUGUGAUCUUCUAAUUGUCAUUUGAUGAACAGAAAGAAGACGAUGUGUGAAAAAUGAGCUAUGUCAAACUUUGAUUUUGUAUUAAAUGUUAAACAUUUUUUCUUGCAU
Molecule: messenger RNA, 1955 nt
Organism: Apus apus (common swift)
Lineage: Eukaryota; Metazoa; Chordata; Aves; Apodiformes; Apodidae
Product: zinc finger protein 239-like
Exons: 3
Coding region: 84-1058 (324 amino acids)
Biological process (GO): regulation of transcription by RNA polymerase II
Molecular function (GO): RNA polymerase II cis-regulatory region sequence-specific DNA binding; DNA-binding transcription factor activity, RNA polymerase II-specific
Source: RefSeq, a predicted model, not a curated record